Messenger RNA from Alligator sinensis (Chinese alligator), 913 nucleotides. RefSeq names its product COP9 signalosome subunit 6 (gene COPS6). The transcript has 9 exons. The coding region runs from base 62 to 874 and encodes 270 amino acids. Gene Ontology annotation, biological process: protein deneddylation. Gene Ontology annotation, molecular function: metallopeptidase activity; protein binding. Gene Ontology annotation, cellular component: COP9 signalosome. Lineage: Eukaryota; Metazoa; Chordata; Crocodylia; Alligatoridae. The record is from RefSeq and is a predicted model, not a curated record.
CAGCGUGUCGGUGGCACUGCACCCGCUCGUCAUCCUCAACAUCUCCGACCACUGGAUCCGCAUGCGCUCACAGGAGGGGCGCCCCGUGCAAGUGAUCGGGGCCCUGAUCGGGCGGCAGGAAGGCCGCAACAUCGAGGUGAUGAACUCGUUCGAGCUGCUGUCGCACACGGUGGAGGAGAACGUGGUCAUCGACAAGGAGUACUACUACACCAAGGAGGAGCAGUUCAAGCAGGUCUUCAAGGACAUGGAGUUCCUGGGCUGGUACACAACGGGCGGCCCCCCGGACCAGUCUGACAUCCACGUCCACAAGCAGGUCUGUGAGAUCAUUGAGAGCCCCUUGUUCCUGAAGCUGAACCCCAUGACCAAGCACACGGAUCUGCCUGUCAGUGUCUUCGAAUCCGUCAUAGAUAUCAUCAACGGAGAGGCCACAAUGCUGUUCGCAGAGCUGACCUACACACUGGCCACAGAAGAGGCAGAACGUAUCGGCGUGGACCACGUUGCCCGCAUGACAGCCACGGGCAGCGGGGAAAACUCAACUGUGGCCGAACACUUGAUUGCCCAGCACAGUGCCAUCAAGAUGCUGCACAGUCGUGUGCGCCUCAUCCUUGAGUAUGUCAAGGCUUCAGAGGCAAGUGAGGUACCCUUCAACCAUGAGAUCCUGCGCGAGGCCUACGCUCUGUGUCACUGCCUGCCCGUGCUCAGCACUGACAAGUUCAAGACUGACUUCUACGACCAAUGCAAUGAUGUGGGGCUUAUGGCCUACCUCGGCACCAUCACGAAGACCUGCAACACCAUGAACCAGUUUGUCAACAAAUUCAAUGUCCUCUACGACCGUCAGGGAAUUGGGCGCCGCAUGCGCGGCCUCUUCUUCUGACCAACUCCUGCACCCCCCUCAAUAAAUCCCCGCUGGAGA